Messenger RNA from Hordeum vulgare subsp. vulgare (domesticated barley), 849 nucleotides. RefSeq names its product 18.8 kDa class V heat shock protein. Bases 216 to 683 code for a protein of 155 amino acids. Gene Ontology annotation, biological process: protein folding; response to salt stress; protein complex oligomerization. NCBI's taxonomy places the organism in Eukaryota, Viridiplantae, Streptophyta, Magnoliopsida, Poales, Poaceae. The record is from RefSeq and is a predicted model, not a curated record. The transcript has 2 exons.
AAAGCCCUCCCAGCUACCGAGAUAUUAUUUGCAGACGAUAGCGUCUUGUCCAUUGAUGUACACUUGCUUUUCCGCACAUGGCCGCCGCACCGCACAUGUUGCGACGCAAGUUGCACCCUGAGCUCUCCUAUUUAGUGCGAGUGAACUAUCCAGAUGCGGCAAAGCAAGCUAACAGAACGAGAAGCCAGCACUAGCUUAGCUUACAAGAGAUUCCCAUGGAUUACCCGAUGCAGGAGGUGCAGCAACACCCAGGAUUCCGGGCGGUUCAUCCAUGGCAGUGGUGGCAGUGGCAGCUCUCCGUCCUAGCUUCUUCCUCUUCGCCUCCGGCUCCGUCGACGCGGCCGCCCAACCACGUCAGCUGGGAUGAGACCGGCGCCGCGCAUAUCUACUCCGCCGACCUCCCAGGCGUGAAGAAGGAGGAGAUCAGGGUGGAGAUUGAGGACGGGAGGUACCUCGUCGUACGCACCGAGCUGGACGCUGGUGACGCGGAAGUCCACGGCCGCCGAGGCGGCUUCGCGAGGAAGUUCCGGCUGCCGGGGAUGGUGGACGCUGACGGGAUCACGGCCGAGUACGCCCACGGCGUACUGACUGUGACGGUGCCCAGGAUGCACAACCGGGCCCGGCCCAUGGUCAAUCUCAUCGGGUCUGGUCCUGCCUGCGACCCCGUGGCCAGAGCAGCUUAGACUGAUUUAUUAUUUUAUACUAUCAUUUCAAGUUCCAACGUACUCAACGAAAUGAUGAAUGGAUAAGGUCUAGCCUGUCAGAGUGGCUUAUGCAAUUGUAAAUCAAUCUGUGGUUGUGGUUGGAUGAUUAGAGGAAUAAUCGUAUCGUCAGUCUAUCAAUGUUCAA